AUGACUGGACCAAACUUUCACAUCACUCUGAAUCAGCUCAGAGGGGACCUCGAUGUGAUCCCCAGUUCUAAUCCGAACUCACCAAAUUAUCUCAACCAGGAUGAGUAUUAUUAUCUGUUAAAAGAGUCAGAGAACAGAGAUCCCUGUCAGGAAACAUUUUUCAAGUUGACACCGGAAGAGAUGCGCCCCCAAAAUGAGAAAAAGGACCUCCUCCUCCCAGAAGAGAUUAUGGUCGUUGAUCACCUUCCACAGUUUAGGACACACUUGCCCACACUGAAGGCUAAACUGUCCAGGCUGAGGACACUUCCUGUGGCUGACCCUCUACAGAACUCUUUGGGAAACUUUGUCUCCAAGGACAGCAUAUUCAGGCACUGUGCAUCUUACAAAAAACCUCCCAGCGUGUGCAGUGGUGAAAUUCAGGCCUGUGCAGACAUUAACGAGGAGUAUGUUAAAGAGCCACUCCUGAGCGAAGAGUCUCUUCUGUUACCUGUUGUAAUGGACACUCUGAAAGAAAACCGAGAAAUUUACACCACCUUUUCAAGUAUUUGUUCUCAUCUGAAUGUUGCUUCUGAACUAUUAGAUGAGCAAAUUUCAGUAAUAGAAGUACUACAGAAAGUUACUCUUUCAGUGUCGGCAUAUAUUUCCAAAUAUGACAGACCAAAGGAGAUCAACCAAGAAUUCCUAAUAAAUGGAGCACAAAUAGACUUUGAUUUUUCAGAACACAUGUUGCUUCCAACUGAGAUGGAGCUGGACCUGACUUUGAGCUCGACUCCUGAGAACAGUCCAACGCAUUGGUGUGUGUCCACCCGCGAACUUCCUGAGGAACAACUAACACCACUCGGAAAACUGUCUUUGAUGUCAGAGAAAGUUCAAAAGGAGAUGGAGCUGGCUCUUUGGAUGGCAGAGAAGCAUCCAUCAUUUAUACUGCAUUUUAUCUUGGCUGAGCCUCAAAUAUGUGAACCAGUAUUUGACUUCCAGCUUCUGUCAGAUGCUUUGAAACUGAUGAAGGUGGAGAAACAAAGCUUUGCCAACACUGAUGAUAACCUGCAGUUGCAGAUGGAUGUUGGUAUCAUCUGUGAGUUUACAGAGAGCAUCAAUUUUGAGUGUCCCUCCACUAAAGAGGACAAUGCGGAAGACUUCUGUAAAAUAUCACUCCACUAUAAUCACUCCAGUGGUCUGGAGGAGAAAUCCAUGAUGAGUCACACACACAGACUUCAGCUACCUCAUCUGGAAAAUUCUGGCUCUUCUACUUCUCAUGCUGAAGUUGCGCCAUGCAAUACCCCUCUGCGAGAAAUAGCUAAUAUUUCUCACGAUGUCUUCCUGCCAGACAAUGUUACCAUUAACAACCACCUAGACAAAAAAUCUGUGCUUUCUGAACCUGUUAUCACCACCACUAAAGCUGAAGCGACAGAAAAGUUCUCAGAAGUUACAGCUGCAUCACCUCAUUUUAAGAACACCUUGAGGCACAUGAGUCGAGAUGACCUUCAAUUACAACAGCCUGUUUCCAUUUCUAAUCAGAGUUCCCCCUCAAUAAUGAAAGUCAGUGACAGAUACAGAGACCUCCAGGUUUUCAGUAUUCUUCCAGAGAGGGACUUGGACCCUCUGUCAUCCUUCAUGAUGUUGAGAUCCCAGCAUACAGCGCCUGUCACUGGAACACCCCAAGGCUCUGACACUAAUGCAGCACCAAAGAUGAAAGAACAAACACCAGUACAGUCUGAGCUGCAGUCUCCUCUGGAGCAGAGGAUGCACAGACCAGAUAAGAACCCAGCCUGUAUGAGCGCAUCUGUCUCAAGAAGUGCAUCCAGGGAGCAGACAGCAGAUGGUCACUUCAUCAGUCUUCCUGUCAAUCAGAACACCCCUCAGGACUUACAGGGGAGCAGAGUUGUACAGGUCCAAGCUUCAGAUAGCCAGCAGCAUGCCUUCUGUGAGCUGCUGACCUUUGCUCAGCCGCAUCUGUGCUCUGCCAGACAACUGGGACUUAACUUCUCAGGUUUGGAUGACUUCAGCUGCCUGGCUCUGGACCAAACCCACUUCCUCCUCAAACAGCAGGAGAAGGCAGUCUACAGGACACAAACACAGAGCACAGAGCUCCUCAGAGAUCAGGAACUCCUGUUCAACCAGGUGACUAUGAUUCAUUUGCUGGUGACAGUCAAAGAGCUUCUGCUCAGGUGUUCCCUCAUUACUGCUGUGGAGUUCCUGACAAAGGCAGCAGAGACGUGCACCAAGCAGACUCUGCAGCAGCUGAUGAAGAGGCUGCAGAUCAUCCUCUACCUCAGUCACAGGAACCAGGAGCCCAACUUCAAACUGCUGGAGCUGCAGCAGCAGCUGGCCUCAUGGUUACACAACAUCAAAGCACCAAACACAACAGGAAAAAUUCUUGUCAUAUUAACAGUUGAAUGUGAUGAUGCCAGAUCCAUAAUCAUUGAAGCACUGAGUCAAGUGACUGCUGUAACUGCAGUUUCUCCUGAAGAUGCUAAAACUAAAGUGAACGGUGCCUGUAUGAUUAACAGAAUACACGACAGCAUGUGUGUGGUGGUCUAUGAUCAGCAUAUCGGAGCAGACUUCCCCUGGCAGUCUUUCUCACUGGUGGUGGAAUACGAUCAUCCAGGCCAGUCUCCGUGGGUCACAGUCUGCCGAGAGAGGAGCAUCAGUCACCUCACCUUCCACACUGUCCUCCAACACACUGAGAAAGACUCUUGCUUGGGGGACAAUGUGCCGUACAUCUUGUGUGUGACGGAGGGGCUUCUCAACUGUCCUUUGCUGCUACAGACGUUGGAGUCAGUGUUUAAUAUAAGUGUGCUGGAGAGGAGUCACUCUCCAUCACUGCAGAUACUCGGCGGGACCCAUCACUAUGUGGUGAUCACAGUGGACGAGAGUACCGCCAUCAUGGUUCAGGAGCAGGGUGAACUGUGUCAGCAGCGUUCCUGUGAGGCAGUCGUGAUGCGGCUGACGGCUCUCUCUCUGCAGUACAGCUGCUGCUGGCUCAUCCUGCACUGGUCGGACAGCCAGGGAGGAGGAUUUUCCAGUGAAGCCUAUAACAACUUGGUGUUGAUUUAUUCAUCUCUGGUGCUGUUUGGAAUGAGAUCUCCAGAUCUAGACAUAAAGGUGCUGAUUGUGACAGAAGUGUUGGAAAUAGCCAAGUGGAUCAGCCAGAUUUGCUUCCACACCCUGAUGACCACUGACCGGGACCCUGUCAGAUACCUGGACAGAGACUGGCUGACUGUGCUGCCCUCAGAGGAGGAAAUAUGCCUGUCGCAGUUCCCAUGUAUCAAUCCUCUGGUUGGCCAGCUAAUGUUGCAAAGAGCACCGUCCCUGGAGUGGCUCCUGAGGGCCUCGCUGUCCCAGCUGAAGGAGCUGCUCGGUGAAGUGCCACAUAAAGUUCUCAAGCUGUUCAGUGACAUCACUUCCCUCUACAUGCUGAACGCAGAAUCCAGCCAUCAGGAGCCUGAGGCCGUGUUCACUGGGACACUCAGUCCGACCAGUUCACCAAACAGCACCUGGACCCUAACUGCUGAGGACACACAGUCCAGUCCCCUUUCAGAACCUUUCUGUACUGAUCAGACUGGUGCUCUCCUGCUCGGAACCAGAAGCUUUUGUGACCAGGACACAGCCUCAAACAUAUGCAACGUCAGUUCUGAUUUUAAACAAGACCUGAGUUCUUCAUUUGGCAGCCCAGAGAUCCACUUGCAGCAGACCUGGACUUGUGGUGAUCCAUGGAAAGAGGAGGCUGGAGACAGAGUGAGGUUUUCUGUCUGGAGCAGCACAGCUGGAACAGUGGGGAGAGUCGUGGAGAGAACAAGCAGCAAAUGGCCACAGAGGGCGCCGUCAAACAGCACAGACGCCAGCUUCCUCCAGGCCACCAGUCUCAGCACAUUCACCAAGGACUCCACAGUGGACCACAUGACCAAACUGCAGCAGCGAGUGGACUCACACUCUCAAGACUUCACCGACUCUUCAUCUUACAGAGACCCGCACCGCCUCACCUACAACCCGAGCCCUGCUCCAGAUGUUCUGCUGUGGUGUCGAGCUCAGCACGACCUCUCCAGCUGUGGAGACACGACAAGCAUUUAACCCAACUAUGGCCCCAAAUGCUGGGUCGGACGAGAGAGGAAGAGGAACGGCGAGCUCGCAGGCUUUGUUGGCACAGUGCUGACACCUCUGAAGAGAGGGAGACUGAGCUACGAGAGGGUUCCAGGGAGAAGUGACGGACAGACGAGGCUUAAAUUUUUUUAAGCACAAGUGUUUUGUUCUGUUCUGUGUCAUGAAGGUCGUAG
Molecule: messenger RNA, 4274 nt
Organism: Thalassophryne amazonica
Lineage: Eukaryota; Metazoa; Chordata; Actinopteri; Batrachoidiformes; Batrachoididae
Product: protein shortage in chiasmata 1 ortholog
Biological process (GO): resolution of meiotic recombination intermediates
Cellular component (GO): condensed nuclear chromosome
Molecular function (GO): ATP hydrolysis activity; single-stranded DNA binding
Source: RefSeq, a predicted model, not a curated record